Molecule: messenger RNA, 1021 nt
Organism: Alnus glutinosa
Lineage: Eukaryota; Viridiplantae; Streptophyta; Magnoliopsida; Fagales; Betulaceae
Exons: 1
Coding region: 64-726 (220 amino acids)
Source: RefSeq, a predicted model, not a curated record
AAAAAAACCCCUCUCUCUCUCUCUCUCUCUCUCUCUCUCUCUCUCUCUCUCUCUCUCUGUGCAAUGGCAACCUCAUCUUCUAGAACCAGAUCUAGCGGACCGGUGCUGCGCUCGCUCUCACCGUCCGGUAGAUACUGCUCAGCCACCGCAUCAAACUCGUCCUUCUCAUCGUCCUCAUCAGCCUUCGCUUCCUCCACUAGCUCCAGUUUCACUUCCCCAUCCUCCUCUUUCUUCCACCACGAACUUCACAGUCAUCACCACAUGAGCCACCAUCACCACCAGCGAUCGGCCUCUCCAACGCGUGUCAACCUCUACACCGCCGUGCCGCUCUCCACCUCCGUCCGAUUCGCCAUCGACCACCGGUCCAUCUCCCCCAACCGUAGCCAGGUCAUACAGAACCACCGCAGCCCGAUCUCCAUCCCCAAGAAGACGUGUACAUGCUCGCCGACGUCGCACCCGGGGUCCUUCCGCUGCAGCCUCCACAAGAACUCGUCUCACCAUAGCCACGGAAGCCACCAUGCGGGGUCAUAUCCUACGAACCGGCUGAACAUGCGCAGAUCUGCGAUGAAGAACUCGCUGGUUCGGAUCGGCGGCGUGGAGGGAGAGUGGGUCAAGCGAGCGUUGACCGCCCUGAUCCGGCCCUCGUCGCACAACCUCCGGAGAAGAACCGAUUUCCAGCCCACUCCGAGCCGGCUCUCCAUCAUGUCCAAGGCCGAGGAUCGCUGAUUUUCCAUUUUCCGGUGCGCACAGGUUGGUUCUUGUUUUCUGAAUUUCUGGUCUCAGAUUCCGGCGAGGUAGUCAGAAUCCGAUCCAGCAGUUUGCUUAAGGAGUCUUCAGCAAUGAGUUUGAUCACAGCAGCGCGGCGCAGCAACCGAGUCAACUCGGGAGAGUCCGACUCGGGCAAGUUUGGUACUAAGGAGUUACCUCGAAACCGUAUAUUCUUUUUGGAACGGCACUGAAGAGAAAAAAAAUUCCUUUGUACAUGUCAUUUCCGCUACUAUGGAAGGAGAAAUUUUGGACC